GUCAAAUUAAUGGAAAUUGGCGAUGACGUAAUUUUUCAGCGCGGAAGGAACACAUUGAGUCUGAGAGGUCGUGUGUGAAUUGUGUUUGGAAAUGAUAAAACAUGAGACAUUCAUCAUGCACUGAAAGUUACUAACUAUAAUGCACAACAACAAAACAUACAGGGAGUAAUAAUUAUAUUUGUGUCUCUAAGCAAAGAAGAAGCCAUGCUGGGAAAUUUGAAGAUGUUAACUAAAAAUCCCUUUAGGACGUAUAAUGUUUAUGUUCAGUGCUUGCAAUGCUGGAAAAGAAGACUUGUGUGCAAUAAAAGUUCAAAACACAACUCCUUGCAGAAGAGACAUUACAGCUUUCCCGCGGGAGAUGUCAAAUCCCUGCGGACUGUUAUCAGCCCUCCAAUAUCCAAGAUCAGAAACAUAGGAAUCAUGGCUCAUAUUGAUGCCGGGAAAACCACAACCACUGAAAGAAUGCUUUAUUACUCUGGAUACAUUCGAGCUCUUGGAGAUGUUGAUGAUGGAGACACUGUGACCGACUUUAUGGCACAAGAAAGAGAACGAGGCAUCACCAUUCAGUCUGCUGCAGUCACUUUUGAUUGGAAUGGACACAGAAUCAACCUGAUUGACACACCAGGUCAUGUAGAUUUUACUGUAGAAGUAGAGCGCUCAUUGAGGGUACUUGAUGGAGCAGUUGCUGUUUUUGAUGCUUCAGCUGGAGUGGAGGCACAAACACUGACAGUGUGGAGACAAGCAGACAAACACUCUGUACCACGUCUGUGCUUUUUAAACAAGAUGGAUAAAGCCGGAGCCAGCUUCACAUAUGCUGUUGAAAGCAUCAAAUCGAAACUGAAAGUCAAGCCCUUAUUAUUACAGUUGCCAAUUGGUGAGGGAAAAACCUUCAAAGGACUGGUGGACUUGGUCAGCAUGGAAACUAUUGUUUGGAGCCCUAGAGCCAGCGAGGAUGAUGGGAGAAUGUUUGAACAGAAAUCUGUGAAAGAUGCCCGUGAUCCAGAACUGCUGAAAAAUGCAAAUGAAGCAAGAAAUGUCUUAAUAGAACAAAUUGCAGAUCUGGAUGAUGAAUUCGCUGUGCUGAUCCUAGAUGAAUUCUCAGAACAUUUGGAUCAAAUACCAUUGGAAAAGUUACAGGCUGCAAUACGUAGAAUAACUCUAGCUCGGAUAGCAGUCCCUGUUCUAUGUGGCAGUGCUCUGAAGAAUAAAGGUGUGCAGCUUCUUCUUGAUGCAAUUGCGUUAUAUUUGCCAUCUCCAGAUGACUGCUCCCAUGACUUUGUGCAAUGGUAUCAGGGGGACCUUUGUGCUCUGGCAUUUAAGGUCUUGCAUGACAAACAGCGAGGACCAAUGGUGCUUCUUAGGAUUUACUCUGGAACCAUGAAAUCACAAUCAGCAGUGCAUAACAUUAACCAGGACUGCACGGAGAGGAUGAGCCGUUUGCUGUUGCCAUUUGCUGAUCAGCAUAUUGAAAUUCCGUCAUUGUCUGCUGGAAAUAUUGCACUUACUGUUGGACUUAAGCAGACUACAACUGGAGACACGAUUGUUUCUUCAAAAGCAGCAGCUGCUGCAGCCAUCCGUCGAGCUGGGCGAGAUAGUGCCAAAAAGACCAAAGAUGACAAGAUGCAGGGAAGUCUUGUGCUGGCCGGCGUAGAGAUUCCAGAGCCUGUCUUCUUUUGUACCAUAGAACCUCCUUCUAUGGCUAAACAGCCAGAUUUAGAAACUGCAUUAAAUUGUCUUCAAAGGGAAGAUCCAAGUUUAAAGGUGAAAACUGAUCCCGACUCUGGCCAGACAAUUCUCUGUGGAAUGGGAGAACUUCACAUUGAGAUCAUUCAUGACCGUAUCAAAAGGGAGUAUGGUCUUGAGACAUAUCUUGGACCUCUUCAGAUUGCCUACAGGGAAACCAUACUCAGUUCUUCCAUGGCCACAGACAUACUUGACAGAACAGUAGGAGACAACAGACACCUGGUGUCUACAGAGCUGGAAGUAAAACCCUUCACUGAAGAUGUUUCAGAGAAUAACCCAAUCAUUGAAUAUGGCGAAAACAUUUCUGACCACCUUCUCAAAGACUUCCAGGAAGCAAUAGAAAAUGGCAUUGAAAGUUCAUAUUUGCAAGGUCCCCUGCUUGGCUUCCCUGUGCAGGAUGUUGCAGUAACUUUGCAUGAUUUAAGUGUGCUGCCUGGCACAUCCAUUACAAUGGUGUCUGCUUGUGUUUCACGGUGUGUACAAAAGGCUAUGAAGAAAGCUGAAAAACAAGUGCUGGAGCCCCUGAUGAGACUUGAAAUAACUCUGAGUGAAGAUUAUCUUAGCUCUGUACUAGGAGAUCUUGCACAGAGGAGAGGCAACAUACAGGAAAUACAAAGCCGUUUAGAUAACAAAGUUGUGAUAGCAUCUGUUCCUCUGGCAGAAAUGAUGGGUUAUUCUACAGACCUGCGCUCUAUUACAUCAGGAUCUGCUACAUUUACUCUCGAAUUGUCCAACUAUGAAGCCAUGAACCCUCAGGACCAGAAGGCUUUGCUGAAGAAGAGGGGAUUUGUAUGAUCAAUUUGCAAAAACAAACUGCUCUUAGUGUUUACUUGUGGUUUCUCAACUGGUACAUUCUGAAAGCAAUGGUUGCUUUACUAAUCAAUGCACUUAUUCAGUAAACGUCUUACUUGUAAACAAGCAGAAAUGUCCACUUAACAUUUUCAUGUCUCAUACACACAAACAAAAUCUAUGUAAAAAUAUGUAUAAACCCAUUGCAGGUCACUUAACUCUAUCAGUAGUUGGCUGCCAAAGAUCCUACCAGGCAUUUAAUGCAUAAAGAAGUAAGGUAUUGUUUUAGUUUUGCAGAAUAUCAUUGACAAAAUACUUGUUUGUAUAGUAUUAUUUCAUUGAUUUUUCCUGGGAUGACACAGCAAGUGGAAAGCUGUUAUAUCCCAAAUAUUUAAAGGAACAGAAAAUGAAA
Molecule: messenger RNA, 2944 nt
Organism: Bombina bombina (fire-bellied toad)
Lineage: Eukaryota; Metazoa; Chordata; Amphibia; Anura; Bombinatoridae
Gene: GFM2
Product: GTP dependent ribosome recycling factor mitochondrial 2
Exons: 22
Coding region: 205-2538 (777 amino acids)
Biological process (GO): ribosome disassembly; mitochondrial translation
Cellular component (GO): mitochondrion
Molecular function (GO): GTP binding; GTPase activity; translation elongation factor activity
Source: RefSeq, a predicted model, not a curated record